Serpula lacrymans var. lacrymans S7.9 is the source of this 4035-nucleotide messenger RNA. RefSeq lists its product as uncharacterized. The record is from RefSeq and is a predicted model, not a curated record. Gene Ontology annotation, molecular function: RNA binding; ATP binding. Lineage: Eukaryota; Fungi; Basidiomycota; Agaricomycetes; Boletales; Serpulaceae. The coding region runs from base 1 to 4035 and encodes 1344 amino acids. Gene Ontology annotation, cellular component: intracellular anatomical structure. The transcript is spliced from 18 exons.
AUGCCCCCCAAGAAAGGCAUUGUGAAAUCUGGCAAUGCAGGUAAUUCCUCAAAGUCGUCCUCAUCACAGGCCAAUACUCCGAAUUCAGAGAAAGAAACAUCCCUGUUUCCGCCAGGUUCCAAGUUUCCGUUGAGUUUGCUUAAUGAAAGGUGUCAAAAGAAUGGAUGGGACAAACCUAAAGUUGUUACUGUAAGCACCAUGAUAUUUCUUCGACUUCUUAUACAGAAACAUCGGGAUGGCGGCUUCUCUUUUGCGGUCACUUUGAGUAGGGUCAAUAAGAAAACUUCACAGACGGACAGUGUCUACUUGGAGCCUCAUCCGCCAUAUGUCAGACCUACCGAGCUAGAGGCGCGCCAUUGGGGCGCGACUUACGCAUUAUAUCGAUUUUGUAACAAUAUUCAGCUCAAUCGUGUGCUUCCCCCAGCUCCUCGUGAUUACUGGAAUGAACUAGCAGCAGAGCAUAAGGCUGCUCCUGAACACCAGCAGUGGAUGUACGAUACAGACCCUUUCGCAGCUCGUAAACAAGUAGAUGAACGUCAAGCAAAGGCAGUUCAGAAACGGGAGGCAGGUGCUUCGAGCGGCUUACAAAAUGCUGCAGGGCCAAAUGAAUUUAGUCGCGCACCAGAAGUCAAAAUGGCGAGCAGCCUUCGCGAUCUUGUGGAAGAUGCUGUUAAAAGGGCUACUUCCUUUUCGACUGGUGAUGAGACACUACCCAUACUUGCAGACGACGAAGUUUCCCAGAUUAGCAAGCAGCUUACUACUCUUGGGUUCAAGCCGGCACAAAUAAAAAAUGCUGUAAAUUAUCUUUGUCGCCCCUCAUCACUUGGUGCCAACCUUCUAAGCAACUUGACACAUCUCGAAGCUUGCAUCGAGUAUCUUGUUCUUCAUGUACCGGAAUGUGAUCUUCCCGAACGUUUCUUACCCAGCAAUAAUUCGUCCAAUCCUUUUGUAACUUCCCUUCACUCCAGUGGAGAUGACCUCAAGAGACGUUGGAUGGAGAAUCAGGUCAUCAAAGAGGCCGGUUGGCCAAGUCAUGCCGUUCGGGAAUGCACCCAACAUAAUCCUUUGGUACAAAACGUCGAACUACUGGUCACCAUGCUGGAUCGAAAACUCAUCGGAGACCGUGCUACUUAUACUAUUCCUCAAAUAGAUGUAUUAGAUAAAUUACGAGAAAAUCCUGAAGAACUCGAGGCUCUAGGAGCCCAUUACCUGGACUCGUCUCAUAUCGUCAUGCCUCUUUUCAGCGCACCGAUUCAGUUACACAUUCUACUUCCUCAGGAUCCUUCACAUUCGCUAAAUGGAUACCCUCCGGUAUACAUGACAUCGACAUCAGUUUCGCCCUACGUUCGGCUGCAUCUGCUUGCGGAACUACUCGGAGCAAUGAAUGAAGAGCCUUUCUUAGAACCUGGAGAGGGGUUUUUGAUGGCGGCCAUGCGCGUACUCGAAGAGACAUGGGCCAAUGUCGAGACUAAUGGUCCUCCGGAGAUGUCAGAAGUACUGAAACAUCUAGUUCCCACACCAUCAAUCAUGGAUAAGCCUCCCCUCGUGGAGUCAACAAAACAGAUACGCGCACAUCACUCUUCGUCACAUCAGGAUAGCAGGAGAUCAGUUCGAGGUCGAGAUGGUCGCACUGAUUCACAAAUCAGAACAGACUUUGAGGCGUUAUGCAAAAGUCCCAAAUAUUCUGAACUUUUCGUAGCUAGGCAGCGACUCCCUGCAUUUGCAGUGAAAGAUCGAUUCUUAACCGAGUUGCAGAAAAGUCGUGUUAUGGUUGUGGUUGGUGACACAGGUUGUGGAAAAACAACGCAAUUGCCUCAGUUUAUUCUAGAUUCUCUCAUAAUGUCUAAUCGGGGAUCCAAGGCUUCUAUCAUUGUCACACAGCCUCGCAGACUCGCUGCUAUUUCCGUUGCAACCCGUGUUUCCGCCGAAAGGCUUGAUGAUGGUUGUGUCGGGUAUGCAACUCGAGGGGAAAGCAAACAAAGCAAGAAGACAAAGCUCCUGUUUUGUACUACCGGUGUAACCCUACGACGUCUCAGUUCGGGAGACAAACUGGAAGACGUCACCCAUGUUAUCGUAGAUGAGGUACAUGAACGAUCGGUAGAUGGCGAUUUUCUGCUGCUCGAGCUUAAGGAGCUUCUAUUAACGCAUCCAAGUUUAAAAGUUAUACUCAUGUCUGCAACUAUAAAUCACGAGGCUUUCGUAAAGUAUUUUAACAAUGCUCCUAUGUUGACCAUCCCAGGAUUUGCACAUCCAGUUACAGACCUAUAUCUAGAGGAUUAUAUCCCAUUGCUUCCUUAUCGUCCUCGUACUUCCAAGGGAUACAAACAGGACAGUAAAGAUACAGAAACAUUGUCCAAUCUCAAGACUCGAGGUCUUGGUGAUCAGGAUAUCAGCACUAUUCGAAGCAUAACUCAUGCAGAUCGUAUUGAUUACGAGUUAAUUGCCUCGCUUAUUAAUCAUAUUAUGUCCAGUGCAAAAGUUAAGGGAGGAAUCUUGGUAUUCUUAUCCGGGGUGCAGGAAAUCCGACAAUGUAUAGAAGCCGUCCGCAAGUCGGUGAAUAAUGGAGAGGCCGAUGUUUUCCCUCUCCAUGCUAACUUAUCUAAUGAUGAACAACGGGCAGUAUUUAAGCCCACAUCUAAAUGGAAGGUCAUUGCUGCAACUAAUGUUGCUGAGGCUUCCAUUACAAUUGAUGACGUAGUUUAUGUCAUUGACUCUGGAAAAGCCAAAGAAACCAUGUACGAUGCUGAGAGUAGUUUGUGGAAGCUAGAAGAGAUAUGGAUUAGCCGUGCUGCAGCCAAACAGCGUAGAGGUCGAGCGGGAAGAACGCAACCAGGAAAGUAUUACGCACUUUACACGAAGAAACAGCAGGAAAAAAUGGCGUCCUAUCAGGUGCCAGAGAUUCUCCGAGUGCCACUAGAAACGAUAUCUCUGAAAGUGAAGGUCACGAGGGAAAACGAAGAUAUCAAGUUUUUCCUGAGUCGCGCCAUCGAUCCUCCUCCAGUUGCCGCAAUGGAAAAGGCAUGGUCUGUUUUGAAGGAACUUGGCGCGGUGGAUGAAGCAGACCGACUUACUGCACUAGGAAGACAUAUUUCAGUGCUUCCCAUGGAUUUGCGCCUUGCAAAGAUGCUUAUUCUUGGAACAAUAUUUCAAUGUCUUGAUCCUAUUCUCACUGUGGUUGCCGCCCUUUCCUCGAAGUCUCUGUUUUUUAGUCCAAUGGACGAUCGAGAACAAGCUGAAAAAGCAAAGUUAAAAUUUAAUACACAUAACAGUGACUUUAUUACAGAUGUCAACGCAUAUAACGAGUGCAUGCGCCUUAGAUCUGAGGGUAAAUCGCAAAACUCUAUGAAGUUAUUCUGUGAAGAAAAUUAUAUAUCACCCACCACAAUACGUGAGAUAUCCACCCUCCGGCUUGAUUUCUUCUCUAGUCUCUGCGAUCUUGGUUUCGUACCGCUGUCGUCCAAUGCCAAAUCUCCCGAUCUCAACAGUAAUAGCACCAAUACAAAUGUCAUAAAGGCUAUAAUUCUGGGCGGGCUGUGGCCACGAGUUGCUCGCGUAGAGCUUCCCAAAUCCGCGAUCAAAUUCGACAAAGUACAAGCUGGCACUGUACAGCGGGAAAAUACAGCAAAAGAAUACAGGGUAUACGACUCUCGCGAUGGACGUGUAUUUUUGCACCCGAGUUCCGUGCUAUUUGGUACGACGGCAUGGAAAUCACCCUUCAUAGCGUACUUCCAAAAACAACGGACAAGCAAGGUGUUCUUGAGGGGUGCUUCGGAAGUUCCCGUGUAUGCUCUUCUCCUUUUUGGUGGCGCUUUUUCUGUGGAUCAUAUCAAGGGCGGCCUCAGUGUCAAUAGUGACGGAAGUCGUAUCAAUCUCAAGGCCUGGCCUCGGAUCGGCAUCUUAGUAAAUCAGCUCAGACGGCUACUAGACGCGAAAUUACAGCAAUGCAUCGACCAAGGCACGGUGUUGAGAGUCGGACAAGAUGAUGACGUGAUGAAAGCUAUGAUCGCUCUCCUCACAGGAGAUGGCCUUGGAUGA